Acanthosepion pharaonis is the source of this 807-nucleotide messenger RNA. The record is from the annotation of a GenBank genome assembly. NCBI's taxonomy places the organism in Eukaryota, Metazoa, Mollusca, Cephalopoda, Sepiida, Sepiidae.
AUGGAUUCGACGCACCACCUCGCGGAUGAAUACAUCACAGACUUUGACUUAGAACAACUUGAAAUGGUGUCAUCUAUAAAAAUGGAAGCAGACAAAGAUCGCUUCUCAAACACCUGUUGUGGCAACAUGUCUGAGUAUUCGCAGUCAGCACCGACCAGUCCUGAAGAUGGCGAGACGUCCAGCAUGUCUUCGUCAUCGCCAGACGUUGGGCACGGCCUUCAGGCCCCGGUCAAGAAUUUUAUGGAGGAAAUCUACUGGUUUACCAAUACUCAUAAUGUACACGACAUACCACAGAACGGGGUUCUGGAUCUAUUUUUGAAUAAUAACAGCUCACCGUUACCCAACACGGGCUCUACGCGAACUCAAUCCAGAAAAAACAGCACUUCAUCAAUGUCAUCUUCGGCUUCGGCAUCUUCUUCGUCGAUGUGCAUUAAGCGUAAUUUUAAGACGAGAUCGUCGCCAGAUUUGAGCAAGUGCGAACUGAAUGAUGAUGAAUUAGUUUCUUUGCCGGUGCGAGAUUUGAACAAGCGACUCCAUGGUUUCCCGAAAGACGAGGUUAGCCGGUUGAAACAGAAACGGCGGACACUGAAGAACAGAGGUUACGCGCAGAAUUGUCGUUCGAAAAGAAUGCAACAGAGAAACGAACUAGAACGGACGAACAAAUCUCUUCAACAACAGUUGUCCGUCAUCCAACGUCAAAUUAGCCAGGUAACACGUGAGAGGGAUUAUUACAAGGAGUGCUUGGAAAGACUGCAACGAAAAAGAGACGGGUCAAUUUCAAGUUCGCCAAGUUCCCUAACGGAAUGA